CACCCACUGUCACACCGUAGCUUCACCUGGAGCCGUUUCGAGGCGCAAACACCUCCCUUUAUUCUCCCGCCCUGGAUACCAGCGCCGAAUUGGAGAAAAUGCUAUUUUGGCAUUCUCAGCCCGAGACUUACCACUCUCAAGCGAAUUAUAUUAGAGAUGCUCUUGCGCCUUUCCUGAAAAACGAAGAAGUGCGGCAGGCAACGGAGAAUGAUGCCACUAACAUGUCACCUUUUCAGUAUGUUCUCUGUGCGGCAACUUCUCCAGCGGUAAAGCACCAAGAAGAAACUCUCACCUAUCUCAACCAAGGUCAGUCCUACGAAAUCCGUAUGCUUAACAGAAAACUAGUGGAGUAUACAGAUUUAAGCAGCAAAUGUGUAAAGAGUGUGGUGCGCGUGGUGUUCCACGAUCGGCGUUUGCAGUACACGGAACACCAACACCUGGAAGGGUGGAGGUGGAACCGGCCGGGAGACAGAAUCCUUGACAUUGACAUCCCUCUCUCUGUGGGCAUCAUUGAGCCUCGUGCACACCCUCUGCAGCUCAACACCAUUGAGUUCCUCUGGGAUCCUCUCAAGAAUGCCUCUGUGUUCAUUCAGGUCAACUGCAUCAGUACUGAGUUCACAGCCAGGAAGCAUGGCGGGGAGAAAGGGGUCCCCUUCCGCAUCCAGAUCGACACGUUCAGCUCCAGCGAACACGGGGAGUACACUGAGCAUGUGCACUCCUCCAGCUGUCAGGUCAAGGUCUUCAAGCCUAAAGGAGCAGAUCGCAAGCUGAAGACAGACCGUGAGAAAAUUGAGAAGAAGACCCUCCAGGACAAAGAGAAAUAUCAGCCCUCGUUUGAAACUACCUUGCUUACAGAUUGUUGCCCCUGGCCAGAUACUCCGAGUGUGAAUAGCACCAGCAGCACUCCCUCUCCUGUCUAUCACAGCUCCCCGACCUCCUUCAGCUUCCCAGAAGGAAACUGCUCUCCAGGCCAACAGGGGGAGGUGUUCCUGCCCGGUUGCUCUGACAGCCUGCUGCCCGCGUCCUCCCCCCAGGACACCCAGCAGUGGCUGCAGCGCCACCGCUUCGCCCCUUUCUGCCGCCUCUUCUCCAGCUUCUCAGGUGCAGAUUUGCUGAAGUUGAGUAGAGAUGAUUUUAUUCAGAUCUGUGGUCCAGCUGAUGGGAUUCGACUGUUCAACGCUAUAAAAGGAAGGUGUGUCCAGCCGCGUCUCACAAUCUACGUGUCUCAGCAACAGGGACACAAUCAGCAGACGCCCAAACCAGGAGGAGGGGAAGUGUACCACGCUCUCUUCCUGGAGGAACUGACAGUGGUGGAGCUGAUGGAGAAGAUCGCUGCCCUGUUUAGCGUGCCCUUUAGGCAGCUGCGCCACGCCUACAAACAAGGCCCCUCGGGCAUCCACGUGCUGGUCACUGAUGAGAUGGUGCAAAAUUUCUCUCAGGAGGCCAGCUUCGUCAUCAGCACCUUUAAAGAUGAAGGUAAUGAUGGCUACCAUGUUGUUCUGAAGUGACCAGAUCGGCAGCUACUGUAGAGGAGGGAUGUCAGGUUAUUAUCUGCCAAAAGUGUCUAAUGAUCUGGAAAGGUGCCAAUGCACUCAGAUAUAUUUAUACAAUUGUUAGUUUACAGAAGGGUUGUUUUUUUUUGUAAAGUUAUAUGAAAGAAAGUUGUUUUUCAAUUUCCUUUUUUUAUAUUAACUUAUUGAUUGAUUUGUUUCUCUUGAUGGAAUAUGUAAUUUGCUUAUUUGCUUAUUAAAAUAAGCACAUGUAAUGUGUUGCGUGGUGUUGCGCAAGAAAAUGGUCAGUCUUAAAUGAAAUGAGUAUGUAUUGCUUUCUUAACUUUUUAUGUAACACAUCAUAUAGCUUUUAGCUUGAGAAAAAUGUUUGGAAAAUGCACAAAAACAUACAAUUGCAAGGGUGGGUCAAAACGUGACUGCACUAGUGCCUUCUAAUGGUUGCUAAUGUGGCUGCAGUAACACCAGUGCAUGACAACUUCACAGCACAGCUGUUGCAAGUCAGCUUUUUUUCAAUUGCUGAGGUAAAUUGUAAAUAUAAUA
This is a messenger RNA of Alosa alosa (allis shad), 2051 nucleotides long. It is a transcript of the gene tfcp2l1, whose product is annotated as transcription factor CP2-like 1. Gene Ontology annotation, cellular component: nucleus. Gene Ontology annotation, biological process: regulation of transcription by RNA polymerase II. The transcript has 15 exons. The coding region runs from base 99 to 1508 and encodes 469 amino acids. The record is from RefSeq and is a predicted model, not a curated record. Gene Ontology annotation, molecular function: DNA-binding transcription activator activity, RNA polymerase II-specific; RNA polymerase II cis-regulatory region sequence-specific DNA binding. Lineage: Eukaryota; Metazoa; Chordata; Actinopteri; Clupeiformes; Clupeidae.